GGUAGUUUGAGAGCGCGGGGAGGACUUGAAGUGGGUUUACAGCUGCAGUGGAGUAAAACCAGUUAAAUGCCCAGCAUGUGGAGUCAUGGAUAAAUACGAGAGGGUCACCAAGAUUGGCGAGGGCUCCUUUGGGAAGGCCAUCCUGGUCCAGUCCAAAGAGGAUGGCAAGCAGUACGUCAUCAAGGAGAUCGGCAUCUCACGGAUGUCCAACAAGGAGCGUGAGGAGUCUCGGAAGGAGGUGGCUGUAUUGGCCAACAUGAGCCACCCCAAUAUCGUACAGUACAAGGAGUCCUUCGAAGAGAGCGGCUGCCUGUACAUUGUGAUGGACUACUGUGAGGGCGGCGAUCUCUUCCGCCGGAUCAACACUCAGAAGGGGGCACUGUUUCCCGAAGAGCAGAUUUUGGAUUGGUUUGUGCAGAUCUGCCUGGCGCUGAAACACGUUCAUGACCGCAAGAUCCUGCACCGGGACAUCAAAUCGCAGAACAUAUUUCUGACCAAAGAUGGAACUGUUCAGCUGGGUGACUUCGGGAUCGCCAGGGUGCUCAGUAGUACCGUGGAGCUGGCCAGGACGUGCAUCGGGACCCCUUACUACCUGUCCCCAGAGAUCUGUGAAAACAAGCCCUACAAUAACAAGAGUGAUAUCUGGGCCUUGGGGUGUGUCCUGUAUGAAAUGUGCACGCUUAAGCAUGCAUUCGAGGCGGGGAACAUGAAGAACCUGGUGCUGAAGAUAAUUCGGGGCUCCUAUCCCCCGGUGUCGGUACACUACUCCCUGGAGCUGCGAAACCUCAUGGCUCAGCUUUUUAAGAGGAACCCCCGGGAGCGGCCGUCUGUCAGCACCAUCCUGCAGAAGCCCUUCCUGUCCCGCAGAAUCCACAGGUUCCUCACACCACAGCUCAUCGCUCAGGAAUUCAGCCACACUGCUCUUCAUAAACAGCCUCAUGCCUCUGCACCACAAGGGAUACCAGCUAAGCGUCCGGCCCUGGGCCCUGCCUCUGUAGCACCAGCUCAGAAGAUCACCAAACCAGCUGCCAAAUACGGAGUGCCUUUAACCAUCAGGAAGUCCUCAGACGCGGCCAAGAAGCCCGCCGACAGGAAGCCGCCGGCCAGACACAAGCAGGCCCCCUCGCCGGCCCCCCAGCGGACAGUGAGUCGUGCAGAGGAAGAGAGGAGGAAGUACGAGGAGGCUGCGCGGAAGAAACGCAUUGAACUGAUGGAUAAAGACAGGAAACAAAGGGAGCAAAUGUUACUGCUGAAAGCAGGACAGAUGAAGCGUUUUGAGAGGGAGAAGCUGAACCGGAUCAAUCGGGCGCGAGAGCAGGGGUGGAGGCACGUGCUGAGCGCCAGCGGGGGUGGUGGCAGCCCCGAGAAGAAGGCUCAGUUUUUUGGAGGUGGGGGUGGGAUGGCAGUAGUCCCAGUCCCAGUGCCAGCUGUGGCCCCAGUCCCAGCCCCAAACCGAGGGCAGGUGGAGCAGCAGCACCCUGCACCGGAGCUGAGCCCCAAACUACAGCCCAAAGAGGGGGCCAAGAUGGCCAGGGACAGCCCCACCAGGGACGUGCCAGCUGCUGUGGGACCAGUGCUGCCCAAUGGCCCUGCCCGUCUGCCCAACCAUGACGCCCUCAGGAGAGAGCUGCGGCGACUGGAGCAGGUCACCAAGCACGCUAAUGCUAACAGGCAGCGCGGGCUGGUGGCAGCAGAAAGGGCCAAGCAGGUGGAGGAGUUCUGGCAGCGCAAGAGGGAGGCCAUGUUGAACAAGGCCCGGGCUGAAGGACAGCUGGUACGGGUCCCACUCUUCCACAUCCUCCUGUUCUUCACCACCCCUCCAUGCUAUGUGGUGCAAUGGUGCUGUGUCACACACAGGGCAGUAUGGUUUUGGGGUGCAGUUUAACUGGCGCUGAUGACCCCCCCCUCUCUCUAUCAGAGAGAGCAGUGAAUCCGCAGGCCUCUGGCUCAGAGGUGUGGCUCUGAUUGCCUUGUCACCGCCAUGUUUACGCGCCCCGGCACACACUGUCUCCGAGCGCCGCCCAGCACCCCAAAAUCCCACCUUUAAACUCCGUCAUCAAUCAGUCUUCCUGACAGACAUUUUCCAAGAGUGUAGACAUCACAGAAGUAGUCUUGUAAAACCACCAUAUCAGCUUGUUUCAGGCCCUCUUGUCCUUUUGUGUUUCUUUGGUUUUAUCUUUAGCAUAUUAUUUAAAAAGUAUUUUUUAAAUGGCAAAGUGAUGCUGGCUGUAGUCUGUGCAGUGAAAUAACAAGUCUUCAGACUCUCAGAAGUGCUAUUAAUGCCUCCAUAUGUUUCUCCACAAGGUGUCAUCAUUCUUAUCCAAGCCAAAAAACAAACGUAUAAAAAAAUAUGCUUCAAGACAGAGAGCUUAUGAUCCUGGCAGAUACGUAUACGUAUUUUUACACAACAAACAAUCUGUUUUUUUUCUUUUACUCAGUUUUUCUUUAGAUUUGUUAGCUCGUGAAAAAUCAUUGUAGGCUAUACAGUACAGGGGAAGUGUCUGGCUGCCCUCUGUUUGCAGGCCCUCAACCUUUCAGCUGUGUUUAAGCUGCUCUCUUCCCCUCCUGCUGUUUGCAUGUGUGUCCCCUCGGCUCGGAAAGCCCUUUCACAUUCAUUUGAAUGUCUGCUGAGAUGAUUAAAAGGGGGUCUGUGCAGUCAUGUUACGCUCAGAGUGCAGUUGUGUGGUCGUGAUGCCGUCAGUGUUGUGUUGCGGUCGUGGUGUGGUCACUGUGCUCUCACCGUGCGGUCAUGGUGUGGCUACUGCCAUCACGGUGCUGUCACAGUAUGGUCGUGUUCCGGUCAUGGUGUGGUCACAGGCAGGUGUGUGUAUGUGCCCCUCUGAACUGUGGUUGAAUUGAACGAUGAACAGGGCACCCGGCAGAACCUGGCUGCUCUGUAUGGGAACAGGCCCAGUUCCACAGGAGGCCGGAA
This is a messenger RNA of Megalops cyprinoides (Indo-Pacific tarpon), 2932 nucleotides long. Its product is annotated as serine/threonine-protein kinase Nek1-like. Gene Ontology annotation, biological process: protein phosphorylation. Gene Ontology annotation, molecular function: ATP binding; protein kinase activity. The record is from RefSeq and is a predicted model, not a curated record. NCBI's taxonomy places the organism in Eukaryota, Metazoa, Chordata, Actinopteri, Elopiformes, Megalopidae. The coding region runs from base 86 to 1885 and encodes 599 amino acids. The transcript has 18 exons.